Messenger RNA from Megalops cyprinoides (Indo-Pacific tarpon), 541 nucleotides. RefSeq names its product fatty acid-binding protein, intestinal-like. Lineage: Eukaryota; Metazoa; Chordata; Actinopteri; Elopiformes; Megalopidae. The record is from RefSeq and is a predicted model, not a curated record. Gene Ontology annotation, cellular component: nucleus; cytosol. Gene Ontology annotation, biological process: fatty acid transport. Gene Ontology annotation, molecular function: fatty acid binding. The transcript is spliced from 4 exons. The coding region runs from base 1 to 399 and encodes 132 amino acids.
AUGACGUUCAACGGAACCUGGAAAGUCGACCGCAACGAAAACUACGACAAGUUCAUGGAGCAGAUGGGCAUCAAUGUCAUGAAGAGGAAGCUGGCUGAACAUGACAACCUGAAAAUCACCAUUCAGCAAACAGGAGACAAGUUUCUGGUGAAGGAAUCUAGCACCUUCCGAACAAAAGACAAUGAGUUCACACUGGGAAUGCAAUUUGAUUAUGCCCUGGCAGAUGGAACUGAAGUCUCUGGUACUUGGGUCUUGGAAGGAGAUGUGCUCAAAGGGAAAUUCACUAGGAAAGACAAUGGAAAGGAACUCAUCACCACCAGGACAAUAGCUGGGGAUGAACUCGUACAGAGCUACAGCUAUGACGGAGUGGAUGCCAAGAGAAUUUUCAAGAGGGCUUAGCAGGGUUCUCCCCAAGAUUCAGUCACCUACAGCCACAGCUCAGUGUUGCUCCAGGACGUGAAUGUGAACAGCGUUUCAGACCCAGUCAUAAUUUCCUGUGCACACAAACUAGGUUUGAUUCAUUAUAAGACAUUCAUUUUUA